This is a messenger RNA of Tremella mesenterica DSM 1558, 1407 nucleotides long. RefSeq lists its product as uncharacterized. NCBI's taxonomy places the organism in Eukaryota, Fungi, Basidiomycota, Tremellomycetes, Tremellales, Tremellaceae. The transcript is spliced from 5 exons. The coding region runs from base 4 to 1290 and encodes 428 amino acids. The record is from RefSeq and is a predicted model, not a curated record.
AUAAUGACCAACUCAUCCACCAUGUUCAACCCGUAUCAGUAUCAUCAAUCCUUCUUCGGUCAUCUUCUCGCUCUGGCAGGACUGACUCUGGGGGCGAAACGUGUUCUUGCUAAAUGGCAUGCCGUCUCCACUCUGGCCAUCCCUGCAGAUUUGGACGCGCCCAAGCCUCCUCCUGUCGUCCAAUCAGGCGUGCCAAUUUGGCGUCGGGUAUUGAAGAGCAGAAAGACUGCGUUCGCAUGUAUCAUGACACUCAUCUUCUCAGUUGAGAUGUUCCUCAUCUUUGUCUUGCCUAGGAUCAGCAGUCAAUUGGUUUUGGACAUUAUCUGGGGAGGUUUGGAGGCUGCCAUCUACUUGAGCGUGUUUUACAAUGUUAUCGAUAUCAUAUUCCCAGUCGCGACUGAAGUCUCGUAUGUCCGUGCAAAGCCAGAAUUACCAUACAUACUCAAGAUCACUCGAGUAGAAUCUGAUCGUUUCUUGGACAAACGAAACCCCCGUCUUGCUCUAGCUGCAUUGCUCGUUGGGGCCGUAUUCGGAAUGUCGGUCCAUCGCUCCAAUGCUUUCAAUGGUCUGGUCGUGGCGGCUUGGGUCAUGCAUAUCACUUCCAGUUGGUCAACCCCCAUGUUGAAGAUGAGAAGGCUUGUGCAGGUCUUGCUUGGUUACGUGGCCUUGAUCGUCGUCACAUUCGUUAUUGUAGGAGGUGCUGUUGCGCUUCAUCAGAAAUAUAAACAAUCGGAUGAAUCAUCGACUACAGACGACGAGCCGGACAUGUCGAAGUGGGCCACCCCGAGUGAUUGGCUCAUUCAAGUCAUGCUAAUGAUCCUUCCCGCGUGGUCUAUCCUUCCACCUGCCGUAUUGGUCGCCGCCAAUUUGCGUUUCGAUGCAGCUUCGACCAUCUCUCCCCGCGUUGUGGCCACAUCUACCUCUGCGAUCGUCCCAACUUCUAUCCCACCUUUCCGUAUGCCGCUCUUCCUCACUUCUCUCAUCUCCCUAGCCGUAUCUCUCGGUCUCAUCGAUCUGGUCCAAUACUUCUCCGGAGAUAUCCCUGCAUUGCGAGGUCUCGUCGACGCUCCGGUAGUGCAUUUACUCAUCACUGUGCCUUUCACAUGUGGGGCAACAGCCCUGGUCGCUUGGAUGCGCGGUGAAUUGAACGAUUGGUGGAAGUAUGAAGAGACGUGGGUCCCUCAGGCCAAACCUGCCAGUGAGAGGGAUAUGGAGAAGGGUGCUGCGGAGGAAGAAAAGGGUUUGUUGGAGAAGUCUGAAAAGGCAGCGGCCAUGUUGGAUGGAGCUUGAGAUGAGUGUUGAGAUUCAAGCCAAAUGUCAAAUUACAAAUGUGAUGUACAAGUUGUCAUAAGAUUUGUCAUGCUUAUGUACGAACAUUACUUGUUGGUAUGAAAAUCUGUUAUCCUG